ACAGUGUUUACUCAAGUGACUAAUUCCCAUGACGUCAGUAUCUCUGACUCAAAGAUUGUCAAUGAUUUGAUAGAAAUAGAUCAUAUUAGUCGGAAUACUAACUGAGAAAGUAAUCAUACAGUAACCAGGUGUUAUUGAAGAGGGAGAAACCUGUUCCAUUUCGGCGUGAUUUAUUCGAAAAUUCGGCUUUGAACAUGGGAGGUUCACACAGCGUCUUCACCGAGGCGGAACUAGACGACUAUCAGGAGUUGACAUUCUUCAGCAAGAAAGAAAUUCUUCAUGUGCACAAGAGGUUUCAUUUGUUAGAUCCAGAGGCCGUGAGGAGAGAUAAGAAUGCAUGUCUUCCUAUGGACACAAUUCUGGAGCUGCCUGAAUUAAAGGUGAAUCCCUUCAAGGAUCGUAUCUGCAAGGUAUUCUCUUCCACAGACGAUGGGUCACUGACCUUUGAAGACUUCCUCGACAUGAUGUCAGUCUUCAGUGACUCCGCCCCUAAGAGCAUGAAAGCAGAAUAUGCCUUUAGAAUCUAUGAUUUUGAUGAGGAUGAUUUUGUGAGCAGCGCAGACCUUCGUGAGAUGGUGAACAGACUGACUGGUGAGCAGCAGAUAACAGAUGAUGACAUGCAGCACCUCAUUAACAAUAUCUUUGAGGAAGCUGAUCUUGAUGACGAUGAUGCUCUGUCUUUCGCCGAGUUUGAACAUGUCAUCUCCAAAGCACCUGACUUCAUGAACACCUUCCGCAUCCGCCUGUAAACAGUCUCAACAGAGCUCUUUGCCCAUUGCAUGUCUGCUGCCCUCUACUGCCAGUUUUUUUCCCAGAGACCAUAGUUGAGCAAGGAAGCAAAAUGUGCACUUGGUUUGUGACUACUAUACGUUACCUUCACAUAAACUGAAACCUUGAUGAGGAAUAUGUUGCUUACAUACAUAGGGGGUGUUG
Messenger RNA from Strongylocentrotus purpuratus (purple sea urchin), 933 nucleotides. RefSeq names its product calcium and integrin-binding family member 2. The transcript has 7 exons. The coding region runs from base 195 to 749 and encodes 184 amino acids. The record is from RefSeq and is a predicted model, not a curated record. Gene Ontology annotation, molecular function: calcium ion binding. NCBI's taxonomy places the organism in Eukaryota, Metazoa, Echinodermata, Echinoidea, Camarodonta, Strongylocentrotidae.